This is a messenger RNA of Haplochromis burtoni (Burton's mouthbrooder), 1805 nucleotides long. RefSeq lists its product as uncharacterized. The transcript is spliced from 8 exons. Lineage: Eukaryota; Metazoa; Chordata; Actinopteri; Cichliformes; Cichlidae. The coding region runs from base 57 to 941 and encodes 294 amino acids. The record is from RefSeq and is a predicted model, not a curated record.
UUUACCACAGGAAUGUCUGUGACAGAGCUGGCCCGAGAUUUAGGAGCUUGUUAGAGAUGGAUGGUGAAGCAGAAAUAGUGAGUGGAUGCACCCACAGAGAAAACAAAAGGUCAUACAAAGACUUUUUGAUGGAUGUUGAGGACCUGGAGGAAGCAGGAUCAGAUGCAGAGGAGCAUAGCACCAAGAUGCUUCACCAGGAACAAAGUGGCUCCCUGAACAAGAACAUACCACCUAUUGGUAGUAGUGGUAUAGACCACAAACCUCAUGGAGCAGACGUCUCAAGUUUCCUCCAUGAAUAUCCAGUCUGUGUGUCACAGGACAGAUGGACAGUGAGAGGAGAAGAGCGUAUCCAAGAAAACUUGUUGCAUCCAUGUUUUAAUGCAGAGGGAAACAUUAGUCUGAGGAGUCCAGGUCCCAUGAUGGAGUACUUGGUGUAUCUUAAUAGCCAGCAUUAUGGGGCAGAUUGUCCCAGUAACGGACCUGCCAGCCCCGCUGUCUCUCCAGUAGGCAACUGGCCUCGUCACUCUACACCCAUUCCUAGUUCACUGACAGCUAUUUCUACUACUGUUAGCUCCAUGAUGACUAGCUUCAUGACUGAUUCAUGUAGUCCCAUUGGUUUUAUAUGUGGUGUCACUACUUCAGCCACAGACCCUCUAAUGUCCACCCCCAAGAGUCUCUGCUGCUCUGACCAGGAUCCUGCCAGUGCUGCAGCUUACCUUCACCUCCUGGGAGAAUCGUUAUCCCUGAUUGGACACCAUCUCCAGGAGACAGAUAAAAUGGUGUGUAUGUCGAGUAGUUUGUCUCUACUCUUGGACUCUCUAUUGUGUGCUAUGGCUCCACUUACCGGCCUCACUAUGCACAUACCAGAGCUGAGGAGCUGCACCCAACACACACUGGCCUCCACCUUGGAUAACAUUGCGUAUGUGAUGCCUGGCCUGUGAGUAAAAGGAGACCCCUACUGGCUCUACACAGCAAUGAUAACCUGAAAAACAUUUUUCUGGUAGUUGAUACUUGAAAAGUAAGAGUUUUGUGUUAUGAGAAUUUGCCUGCACUUUGAACUUUGAAGUGAACUUUUUUCAGAAGGACAUUUUUUUUUGUUAACUACAUAUGUUAAUUAUGUUUAAAAUGCAAAUUAAAUGCCUUGCAUUAACUAUUUGAUUAGAUAAGAUUUUUGAACACUCUGCUUUUUAAAUUAAUUGAAUAGUGAUAGAGAUGUCUUGUGUACUUGGAAAACAUUAGAAGUAGUGGGUAAUCCACAGUAGAGAUCAGGCAUCACAUAUUUACAUUUGCCUGGUAACUCAAUAAUAAAUGUACAUGAAUACCAUCUUGUGUUUUGUUUGUACAGAAUGGGUAUGUAUAGUCAACUUAAAUAUUCUUACAAAAUGUUCUUGAUGAGAUGAGAAAAAGCUGGUUUCUUGAACAUGACAAUGAAUUCAUUGUACUCGGAUGUCAUCCACAGUCACCAGGUCAGUAGUCAAUUCAGUAGUCACAUCCUGGAUGUGCAGCCAACAAAUCUGCAGCAGCUGUACAAUGCGAUCAUAUCAAUAUCGACCAGAAACUAUGAGAAAUAUUUCCAGCAACUUGUUGACUCUUUGCCAUGCAGAACCAAGGCAAGGGGGCCUAGCCAAGUACUAGCAAGUGGGAAUACAAGAAAAUAUUUGAGGAUGAAGCUGUGGGGAUGUGUGCAAAUCUGUAAAUAUUACCCAGCUACUUUAAUCACAGCCAUGAAUAUAUGCUGAAAGAGCAAUUUUCUUGUUUUGCAAAUUACUGAAAACAGGUUAACAUUUGAAUCCUUAAUGACUAAG